Fusarium falciforme is the source of this 2016-nucleotide messenger RNA. RefSeq names its product Fungal specific transcription factor. Lineage: Eukaryota; Fungi; Ascomycota; Sordariomycetes; Hypocreales; Nectriaceae. The transcript has 8 exons. Gene Ontology annotation, molecular function: zinc ion binding; DNA-binding transcription factor activity, RNA polymerase II-specific; DNA binding. The coding region runs from base 1 to 2016 and encodes 671 amino acids. Gene Ontology annotation, biological process: DNA-templated transcription; regulation of DNA-templated transcription. The record is from RefSeq and is a predicted model, not a curated record.
AUGGGGCCACAUGUCAAAUUGUUGGCCUGCACCCCCUGUCGGCGCCGCAAGGUCAAAUGCGACCACAAGACGCCUGUCUGUAGCAACUGCCUGAAAUACGGGCAAGAAUGCGUAUGGCCUGAAUCAAGGCGGUAUCCAAGCCGUCGUCAACAAAGACGGUCAUACCAGGACAUCGUUGCGCGACUGGCGAAGAUGGAACGGUUGGUGCAAGAACUCCAGCUCGAUCCGAUUACGGAUUCCCCCAAUCUCGCAACCAAAGGCUCAGACACAAGCACCAUGAACAACGUCGACGAUUCUGAUGACUGUCAACGUUGCCGCACUACCGCGCAAGGGACGUCGGAGUCAGUCACACCAGCAAGGACACCGUUCUUCUCCGGCGCCCCAAGUGAAGCCAGGACAGCUUCCACAGGUGCUUGCUCCAUAUUCUCGCUUAGGGGCAUUCGUAAGAUCAACGGCCUUGUUGGGGACGAUAGCUUUGCUAGAAUUAUAAGCAGCCUUGAAACCCCGAGCCUUGGAACUCGGCGGAUCCUUGAUUCGUCCAAUACACCUCAUCCUCUCCCCCCGAACGAUGUCAUUAUGGAUUGUGUAAAUGACUUCUUCAUGACCCAGAACCAUGACAUACGCCUCUUCCAAGAAGACGAAGUACGAGCCGCCAUUCAGACCUACUUCUACGACCAGCCACCCAGCGACUCGGGAUGGUAUAUGGCUGUCAACAUCAUCCUCGCACACACAUUGCGCAAACGAAGCCGUAUGGGAAACUCAUUCGAAUAUGAAAAGUACCUGCAAAAUGCGAUGAGAAAGGUGCAGGAUGUUAUCUUGCAGAGACCUACAACACUUCACGUGGGUGCUCUGUUGUCGAUGGUCCUCUACUUUGUUUUCACGUGGGAUAAUCAUAUUGCUAUUACUCUCUUGAGCCUCGCAGUUCAACCCAUUUUGUUGUCUGGCUAUCACCGUAGCAAUCAUCAUCCGGGUCUUACCGCGGCAGAAUCUCUUCACCGUCGUCGUCUCUUCUGGCAAGCCUAUAUCGUGGACCAUGACUUGAUGCUUCGCACGGGGAAGCCUCCACUCAUCGGCGACGAGUUCCUGCUCCAGCUCCCUGACGAUCAUCCUCCCGAUGGGUAUGGAAUGUACUACUACCCCAACAAUGUUUCCCUCAACUUUUUCCGUCAGCAAGUUCGCCUAGCCCAGAUACAGGGCAGGAUCUCCUCCUCGCUCUACUUCGGGAAUAUCACUCCAUCCGAGUCGCAGAUCGACCAACUUGACCGGGAGCUGCAAGAAUGGCGCGACAGCAUCCCCGAGAUGAUCCGGCCUGAGCCGACAGAGGCACUGGUGGAUGCAGAUUAUAGUAGACUGAUGUGUUUGACCACGUUGCAUUUUACGUACUUCCAGCUCAUCGUUGCCAUUCAUUCUGCUGCGUUCCGGCUUCGUGCAGCAGAUGAAGGCAACGAAGCUGAGAGCGGCGCUAUUAUGCCCAGUGUUGCCCUCUGCAAUGACCAUCCAUUUACCAUAUACCUACUGUAUCAAGUCGCCUGGAGCGUUGACAUUCUCUUCAUCAGCAUCCUGCAGAACAAAACAACGCAACGAGCUUUCCAGGAUCUUCAGCUCAUUAACAACAUUGUCUCCUUCUUCGAGAGAUACGAUCCCAACCACCAGAGUGUGUUCUCGUAUUAUAUUAUCAAGGCUCUCGCUACUAUCGCCUCUCGUGCCCUACAGAACGGAGUAGAGCUCCCACUGGAUUGUUUGAACCCGUGUUCGACCGGAAUGGCGCAGACAGUUGUUGCGGCGUCAACAGCAGUAACUAGCAACGACACCAAUAGUCUCGCCGUCCCUAUACCAAGCCCUUUGAGAGGGGAAAGUCUAGCCUCAGCCGAGCAGGAGCAAAUGAACCUGGAGGACCUCAGCUUCACAAACGAUGGUGGCUGGUUCACUGGCCUUCUAGACUGGAAUAUUCCAUUAGAUUACCAGCCCGAAGUGUGGCAGGACUUUUUGAGCUUUGAUGCCAGAGAUAAACAAUAA